AUGAAGGACCCUCUUAUAACUAUGGAUGAGGUAUCGAAACAUACAUCUCGAGAUGAUUGUUGGACUGUUAUCCACGGAAAGGUGUAUGACAUUACAAACUUUUUAAACAAACAUCCGGGAGGUACACAGGUACUUCUAAAGUAUGCAGGAAAGGACUCUACAUUACAGUUUGAUGAUAUAGGCCACUCUUUGGAGUCUCUUGCCUAUGAUUUAGAUCCCGGUGCUCUUAAAGGCACUUUAUAUCAACCAAAGUCCAAAUCUCAUCGUAUUGGAGACAAUGACAACGAUGAAGAGAACAACGAUGAAGUCCAACUUCCGUUCUUCUUAACUACAAUAUUCCCAGCGGCUGGCAUCUUCUGGUUAACAGAGGCUUGUCAAGCUAUAAAAAAAUUCCUAGUUCUUGAGAGAGACACUCGGAUUCGGUUGCUAAGCGUGACUAUCUUCUUUUGUGUUCUCACUUUAGGACUAAUUCAUUAUGGCCAUGAUGAUUUCGCUAUAGAUUAUAAUGAUUAUAGCGCUCCUACAUGGCUAGAUUGA
This is a messenger RNA of Kluyveromyces marxianus DMKU3-1042, 537 nucleotides long. RefSeq names its product cytochrome b5-like heme/steroid binding domain-containing protein. The transcript has a single exon. Gene Ontology annotation, cellular component: endoplasmic reticulum membrane; intracellular membrane-bounded organelle. NCBI's taxonomy places the organism in Eukaryota, Fungi, Ascomycota, Saccharomycetes, Saccharomycetales, Saccharomycetaceae. Gene Ontology annotation, biological process: sterol biosynthetic process. Gene Ontology annotation, molecular function: heme binding. The record is from RefSeq and is a predicted model, not a curated record. The coding region runs from base 1 to 537 and encodes 178 amino acids.